Rhizophagus irregularis DAOM 181602=DAOM 197198 is the source of this 570-nucleotide messenger RNA. RefSeq lists its product as uncharacterized. NCBI's taxonomy places the organism in Eukaryota, Fungi, Glomeromycota, Glomeromycetes, Glomerales, Glomeraceae. The record is from RefSeq and is a predicted model, not a curated record.
CAAUUUUCUAAAUCAUUUUCCCGAUAUACUUUUUUUACAAUAUUUAUAUUUUAUAUAAUAACAAGGAUUAAAGUAAUUAUUGAGUCAAGAAUGUCAAGUUAUUGUACAGUAUAUACUGUAUGCUAGUAUGCACUACAAGAAAUCAUCAGAUGAUCUUUUUUCUCACUCAAUCAUUUUUAUGCACCGUAUGGACAAGUCAAAAUGAAAUGGGUUAUAAAGAAACCUAUACAUCAUUUAUUAAUCCAGUAAAAUUUCCAUAUAUUAAAAUUGAAAGUUUCGGGGAAAUGAUCAGUUCAGGAAAUCGGAAAUCGGAAAAUUGUUUUCGGGAAAUGAUAUGUUUGAGAAAUGGUAUUCGGUAAAUCAUGUUGUAACGUGUUCCAAUAGGAAUAUUAAUAUUAUUAAUUCUUUAGUAUACGAUAAUUUGGGGUAGAUGUAGUAUUAGUAUUGACUUUAUCAUAUUUAGGGGUACAAACAUUUGUUAGUGACGUGUCAUAUUGUGUUAUGUCGUUGAUGUCAACUUUGACAUAUCAAAAUAUCCUUUAUUGUGCUUACUACUCUUUUAAUUAACAG